AUGGAUCCAUCUUCAAUACAGACGAAAGAGAAACCGAUUGAGGAUCCCAACGCCCUUUACCUCGAGAAAGGUGAAAUCGUCGACGAUGUUACCUACGAUGCCGUGUUUGGAGAAAUCACGGAUGAAGGGCCGAACUACCGGAAUGUUGGCUUUUUCGGAACGGUGGUUCUCAUGAUGAAGACGCAGAUCGGGCUGGGUGUUCUUUCCAUACCAACAGCCUUUGAUACCCUCGGCAUGGUUCCCGGCGUGAUCGUACUCAUCGCGAUUUCCUGUAUCACGACAUGGUCCGACUAUAUGGUCGGAUCUUUCAAGUUGCGUCAUCGCGAAGUGUAUGGUAUUGAUGAUGCCGGGGCGUUGAUGUUUGGUACACCGGGGCGGGUCGUUCUCGCAGCCGCCUUUUGCUUGUACUGGAUCUUCGUUGCAGGCUCCGGUAUCCUCGGGAUUUCGAUUGGCCUAAAUGCAGUCUCCACGCAUGGUGCCUGUACCGCGAUCUUUGUGGCGGUUGCCGCGAUUCUAGGCUUUGCCUGUAGUAGCAUCCGAACCCUUGGUAAGGUCACUUGGCUGGCAUGGAUUGGACUGCCGUGUAUUCUAAUUGCCAUCCUCAUUGUCACUAUCGCCGUUGGCGUUCAAGACCGCCCGCCCACCGCACCACAAACGGAUGGUCCCUGGGUUGCGGACUUCAAAAUCAUCGGCAAUCCGACCUUCGCUCAGGCGAUCACCGCGGUGAGCUCACUCGUUUUCGCAUUCUCCGGUACUCCCGGGUUCUUCUCCAUUGUGUCUGAAAUGCGCGACCCUCGCAAGUUCACUCCAGCACUGCUUAUCUGUCAAGCUGUUGUGACUGCGGUCUAUAUCACGAUUGGCUGUGUAGUAUAUUACUACUGUGGAUCCUAUGUCGCCUCACCAGCCCUGGGCUCAGCCGGUGGAUUGAUUAAGAAGAUCGCCUAUGGACUUUCCUUGCCAGGUUUAAUCGUUACUACCACUAUUGUUACUCAUAUCCCAGCGAAAUAUAUCUUCGUCCAUCUGCUUCGCGGCUCCAAACACCUCAUCAGUAAUACCGUCACGCACUGGACCGUUUGGCUCGCCUGCACCCUCAGCAUUACCGUCAUUGCCUAUAUUAUCGCCAGCGCGAUCCCAGUGUUUGACGGACUUGUGUCGCUCAUCGGAGCCUUGCUGGGCACGAUGAUGUGCUUCCAACCGAUGGGUUGCAUGUGGCUCUAUGAUAACUGGCACAAGCGGAGGGAGGGUCUCGCCACGAAACAAUGGUGGUUUAUGGUUUUCUUCAGUGUCUUUGUAGUCAUUUCAGGAACCUUCCUGACCGUGGCUGGGACCUAUGGAUCCGUCGUUGGGAUCAUGGACUCAUACAAAACAGAAGGUGGCUCAGCUGCCUUCACCUGCGCGGACAACUCUGGGUCUGUGUGA
Messenger RNA from Aspergillus oryzae RIB40, 1419 nucleotides. RefSeq lists its product as uncharacterized. Bases 1 to 1419 code for a protein of 472 amino acids. Gene Ontology annotation, biological process: amino acid transmembrane transport. Gene Ontology annotation, molecular function: amino acid transmembrane transporter activity. NCBI's taxonomy places the organism in Eukaryota, Fungi, Ascomycota, Eurotiomycetes, Eurotiales, Aspergillaceae. The transcript has 5 exons. Gene Ontology annotation, cellular component: vacuolar membrane. The record is from RefSeq and is a predicted model, not a curated record.